Hyla sarda is the source of this 5784-nucleotide messenger RNA. RefSeq names its product collagen type VIII alpha 1 chain (gene COL8A1). The transcript is spliced from 6 exons. The coding region runs from base 905 to 3058 and encodes 717 amino acids. NCBI's taxonomy places the organism in Eukaryota, Metazoa, Chordata, Amphibia, Anura, Hylidae. The record is from RefSeq and is a predicted model, not a curated record. Gene Ontology annotation, molecular function: protein binding.
UGCGAUGAUUAGGACAAGCAUCCUCUCAUCUAGCAACAGUAUAUUUCCGAGACAACCAGGGAGAAGUGGAGCACCAAGGAGCAGUAGGGGUAGGACCUUUUCUUCUUUUAAGACAUCCCAUUUGAACUGUUUAGCAUAGGCAUACCAUGUGCCCCUUGCACCCCUGGCAAGGUGCCCCCUGCACAUGUGUGUUGCCACCUUACCACCACCUUCAAAUACAGUUAAAUGUAAUGACUCACAAUUGAUGUAUUUUCUGAUCUGUGACAUCCUUUUUUCUUUUCUUCUCCAUCUAGCUCAGACCACCAUUACAACUUCUUCCUGCAAAAACUUGAUGUCUUCAGUAUCUGAAGGAAAACAUAACUUAUAUUUUCAGCAUUUGCUGAGUUAUGAGAUGACAAGCUGUUCCAGGGAUGGAUGAAUUUUUUACUUCUCCUUCUUCUGCAGCACAUAUGACUUUGCUUUUCCCUUCCUCAUCUGCUCCCUGGUAAACAGAGAGCUGGGUGAAUGUGCCUGCCCGUCUGAAUGCUACAUUGUCAGCCCACCUACUACAGGAGAACUCUCCUCCCACCUGCAGAUAAAAGCCAAGGGGAUGUUAACGGCAGCUGAUCGGAGCACUUUCUCAGUCCCUCACUGUCACAUGUCUGCAUCAUACCUUUCUCUUGGAUCUUGCAUAACCAAGACCUCAGACGUCUCCCAUCUACAGCGCAGGAUUGCAUCAUACGCACAUCAAGAUAUAUGAGCUUUAAGCCAAGAAAACUCUAAAUCUCACCACAGUCUGUGGAUAAUGAUACAUUCCCAGUUGAUUCUAGUUAUCAGUUGAAAAGGUGCUUAGUGCCGACAGAGAUUUCUACCAACAGAUAUAUGAAUAAGAGGAUUUUCUCCGGCACCUCAAAGUUUAAAUGUCAUGGCGCUUCCACACAGUUUCGUACAAAGACUCCCACUGUUAGCGGUCACACUUCUUAGUCUGCUGAGUUAUUGCAAUGGAGGUGCCUAUUAUGGAAUGAAACAAUUACCUCCACAGAUUCCACAAUACCAGCCUAUGGGACAUAUGGGAAAGGAGAAGGCACACAUGCCACACUAUGGGAAGGACAUACCACAGAUGCCAAUGUUUGGCAAAGACAUGAUGCAAAGAAAAGAUGGAAAAGAACUUCCAUUAUCUGGGAGAAGAGGUGAUCAAGGCCCCACCGGUGAACCAGGACCAAGAGGACCACCAGGGCCUCCUGGACCACCAGGGCAAGGACUGCAAGGACCUAAAGGAAACCCUGGCCCAGCUGGUCCACCAGGAUAUCCCGGAAUUGGCAAGCCAGGAAUGCCAGGCAUGCCAGGAAAACCAGGAGGUAUUGGCAUACCAGGCCCCAAAGGAGAUCAGGGUCAUAAAGGAGAAGCUGGACAAACUGGACAGCCAGGGCCCCAAGGGGCACCUGGACCCGCUGGACUAUCUGGUUUUGGAAAACCAGGUGAACCAGGUUUACCAGGACUUCCAGGACCUAAAGGUGAACCAGGAUUUAAAGGACCCCCAGGAUAUCCUGGCAUUGCAGGCCCAAAAGGAGAUAAGGGAAUUGGUGUACCAGGAUUACCCGGGCUUAAAGGUCCUCCAGGAUUACAAGGGCCACCAGGCCAACCUGGAUUGCCUGGUAUUGGUAAACCUGGUAUAAAUGGCUUCCCAGGACCAAAAGGGCAUCCUGGUAAUCCUGGAUUACAAGGACUACCAGGACCAGAAGGACAUGCUGGACCACCUGGACUUCAGGGUCCACCAGGACUUCCAGGCAUUGGUAAACCAGGCCAAGAUGGCCUUCCUGGUGGAAUUGGACUACCUGGUGGCAAAGGUGAUCAAGGACUUCCUGGUUUACCAGGAGCUCCAGGCCUUCCAGGAAUAGGUAAACCAGGUUUUCCGGGACUUAAAGGUGAUCGUGGUUACAGUGGUCCACCAGGACCCAUUGGACCAAAAGGUGAUAAAGGCCAUAUAGGUGAACCGGGCAUAGGAGGCCAACCAGGUGAACCAGGUCCAGUAGGCUUGCCAGGACCUAUGGGACCUCCAGGUGUUGCUGGAUUUCCUGGUCCCAAGGGAGAUCGUGGUAUUGGAGGCCCUGAUGGACAAACAGGGCCAAAAGGUGAACCAGGACUUCAAGGUCUUCCAGGUAAACAAGGAUUUCCAGGUGAAGUAGGGCCUCAGGGUUUGAGAGGUUUGCCAGGACCAAUUGGCCCAAAAGGAGAACCUGGACACAAAGGUUUAACUGGGCCACCUGGAGUACCUGGAUUGCUUGGACCUAAAGGAGAAGCUGGAAUACCUGGUGAACAAGGCUUACAAGGACCAUCUGGAAUACCUGGUCUUGCAGGGCCAAGUGGCCCUAUUGGUCCUCCUGGACUUCCAGGGCCAAAGGGUGACCAGGGAUUACCAGGAGCCCCUGGUCUACCUGGUGUUGGAAAAGCUGGCUUGCCAGGGCCACAAGGUCCAAUAGGGCCACCUGGAGCAAUAGGACCCACUGGACAGAGAGGCUUACCUGGCCCUCCUGGCCCACCAGGUGAACCAGGACUUCCAGCAGAAAUUCCACCUACACCACCAGGAAUGGGACAGUAUCUACCAAAUGUGGGACCUGCAAUUGAUGGAGUAAAAACCCCAUAUGGUUAUGCGGGAAAGAAAGGAGGCACAGUUCCAGUUCAUGAGAUGCCAGCUUUUACAGCUGAACUAACCACUGCCUUUCCACCAGUUGGAGAACCCAUAAAGUUUGAAAGAUUACUGUAUAAUGGCAGACAAGGCUACAAUCCACUAUCAGGCAUAUUCACUUGUGAAAUACCUGGAAUUUACUACUUUUCCUACCAUGUCCAUUGCAAAGGUGCAAAUGUUUGGGUGGCAUUGUACAAGAAUACCGAACCAUUGAUGUACACGUAUGAUGAGUAUAAAAAGGGCUACCUUGACCAAGCUUCAGGUAGUGCAGUGGUCCCUCUUAUGCACGGAGACAAAGUAUAUAUUCAAAUGCCCUCAGAUCAAGCAUCUGGACUCUACGCUGGACAGUAUGUCCAUUCAUCAUUCUCUGGAUAUUUAUUGUAUCCAAUGUGAACAAAAAUUAGUAGAAACUCUUAAUUUAAAUUUGCUUUUUCUUUUUUUUUAUAUUGGUAAUAACUGCCUAAAAAAACACUGCUUCCAGUGUCGAAAUGUUGCUAAACGGUAUGUUUUUGGCCUGAAGGCAUAAACUAAUGUUGACUGGUUGGACCAUGCCUUACCACAGCUAAAUCUUCUAUUGUACUAUGCACAUUAUAUAAAGAACAGAGAGAAAACUUUAUGUACAUCGAAUUAAAAGGGUAUUGCAGCUUUAUACAUCUUAUCCCCCAUCCAAAGGAGGACAUGAAUGGAGGGGCAUGGCCACGACGUCACAUCCCCGUCUCGGAGGCACCGCCCGACACAGAAUGCCGGGGGCUGUACAGAGAUCGCGGGGGUCCCCAGCAGCGGAACCCCUGCGAUCAUACAUCUUAUACCCUAUCCUUUGGAUAGGGGAUAAGAUGUAUAAAGCCGGAAUACCCCUUUAAGGUCUGGUGCUACCCUUUUUUUUUUAUAGAAAAAGUGUCCUGGCACAUAUUGCACAUACAGAUGAAAAAGUUAUAUCUUGACUCUUGACAUUAUUUCAGCUACAUAUUAUUUAAAAUUAAUAUAUUGUAUUGCAUAGUUUGCAGGUACAUUAAUGAGGAGAAGAAAAAAUAAAUAAAUAAAAAAAAAACAAGGUUAAUGUGGGUCCAAAAAUAAGAGAUUUGUGCUCAAACUAAUGCCCAGACUAAUGACCACCUUGAAAGCAAACCCUGGUUAAUAAUAUGUUUAAGGACCGGGUAGAGAAUGCACUGAUAUUCUUUUAGAACUCAAGCAAUAACCUGAAAGGGCUUCUUCCCAGAACAUGAGCCACUCUCAUUAAUGGGUUUUGACUGGUUUUGCCGCUCUUCAUUCAAGGGAAUAGGGCUGAGCUGCAAUACCAUAAACAACCUGUGGAUAGGACUGGCACUGUUUCCGAAGAAAAACAUAUAUUUUUUUCUAUAAAUGCCUUUAAUUUCCUUUAUUUCACUGAUAUACACAUAGAUUUUAUAGUGAAUACAAAGCUCUAGAAUAUACACUUCCCUUUUCUUUUUUUUACAAUUUUUUUUAAUGCCAAUCAAAGCACAAAGUAAAUUUAAAGACACCAAUAUACUCACAAAAUAGACUUCUUGUAUCCUUAGUAAGACUAACUAUUCUGAAUUCUAUAAACUUGCCUUAAUUCGACUGUGAGAGUCCUGAAUUGUAUCUUUGCACAGCAUUAACAUAUGUGCAGACUCAAUUUAGUUUGGAUGUAUUUAAAUGUGUUUUUUUUUUAUUAUUAUUUCACCCACGCUAUGUCUACCAUUGCCAAAAAAAAAAUUUUUGUUCCAAUAUAUCUAAAAAAAAAAAGACAAAAAUGAAGAAACUUUGCAAAUAGUGUGACAUUUUGUGUUUACAGCUCCCAUGCAGACCUAUGCAUCCAUAUGGUAACAUUGUACAGUUGGGGUGUCUGAUCAAUGAAGUCCACCCAGCACCCGGGGUUCUGAACGAACACUGAGUCCCGGCGGCAGUGGUGGUGACAUCGUGCCACGCCCCUCUCGUGACGUCAAGCCAUACCCCCUUCAUGCAAGUCUAUGAAACCCCUGCGGUCAGACUUCUUAUCCCCCAUCCUUUGGAUAGGGGAUAAGAUGCCUAGCAGUGGAGUAUCCCUUUAAGGGAGAAGUAGACAACAGAUGCCUUCAUUGAAAUCAUGUGGACACAUAGGUUUGUAUUGGAGCUGUAUACAUAAAACAGUAGGGUGUUUUUAAGCAAAGGCAUUUGCAAAAUUUCUUCAUUUUCCAUUUCAGAUGGGUUGAAGCGAUGCUUAAAAACGGUGGUGAAAAUGGUGUGGCAUGUCCAGUUAGAUGUAAUGUGCACUGCUCAGGAGCUUAGUAAAUAAGGAGUGUUCUUUUUAAAUGUACUACUUUGUAUUUACUGUGUAUGCUGCAGAUAUAUUUCCUAAAUUUGAUAUAAUAGAAAAUAGAUAUUUGCUAUAGAAAUGCUGCUAGCAAAUGAUCACUAACCUCAAGUAGACAAUGAGCAUUCUCCUAGGUUAUUAUACUACACACACAUCAUAUGCAAUAAACAUAGAUAACAGAGAUACUAUAUCACUAUAUCAAUAGCUUAAAUAAACAGUUCUAUAUUUGGGCAAUACUAUUUUAAAGUAAAAAUUAUUUUUAAAAAAACGAAAAGAAAAAAAAAAAUUAAAAACUUUUUACCAUGCUUUAAUAUAUAAAAUGUUAACAGAUUUUCCAAGUACUGAUUGGACUUCCUACUUUUACAACAAAUAGAACCUAAAACCUAAACACAUACGCUGGUUACUACUAUACUAUGACUAUAUCUAUGCAAUGACAUAAGUAAAUUAUUUUUGUUUUAAAAAAAAAAUUGCAUUUCACACACACACACGUCUCAGAUGUCAAUGUGCAGCAUAAAUAUGACAUACUGUAUGUUUCAAUGGUGCUAAACAUAGAAAAGUGAAUUUUGUUUUAUUUAAAUGUAAAAAGAAAAAAAAGAAAAAAAAAAGAAAACUGAAGAUUUUUUUCCUUGGAAUGUUUUGUCCUUGUGAAUCAUCUGAGGCAAUAAAGUCAACCUUGUGGUUCUAUUGUUAAUACUAUUAAUGCACAGGUGGAUACUGCUGUUCUUGAAAUUUGGAGUUGGAAAAACAGAGAAAAAAAGAUGCUGAUUGGAAAUGUGAAAUGCAAAAAUCUUUAAAGGUUUUACAAAAUGUUUUUGAACAAUAAAGUUAU